Python bivittatus (Burmese python) is the source of this 2230-nucleotide messenger RNA. RefSeq names its product annexin A4 (gene ANXA4). The record is from RefSeq and is a predicted model, not a curated record. Gene Ontology annotation, molecular function: calcium ion binding; calcium-dependent phospholipid binding; phosphatidylserine binding. Gene Ontology annotation, cellular component: plasma membrane; cytoplasm; vesicle membrane. NCBI's taxonomy places the organism in Eukaryota, Metazoa, Chordata, Lepidosauria, Squamata, Pythonidae.
AGGGAGAAAGCGCCGUAGCGCCGUCGGUUUGAGCGCUCUGUGCUGCGGGGUGAAAGUUGCAAAGCGCCUUGAUCGCUUUGUGGGAUGUCGACCUACUAUCAAUCUGCAAGGAUAGGACCAUCUGCACGGCUGACUGGCUGCUAGAGGAUUGCAGAAAUUUUAUUGCCAUGGCAGGAAACAGAGGAACCAUCAGGGGAGCUUCCAACUUCAACCCUGAUGCUGAUGCCCAGAAGCUCCGCAAAGCUAUGAAAGGGUUGGGUACCGAUGAAGAUGCUAUCAUUGAGAUUUUGGUCAGCAGGAAUUUGUCCCAACGGCAGGAGAUCAAGAUGACCUACAAAGCCACUAUUGGUCGGGAUUUGAUGGAUGACUUGAAGUCUGAGUUGAGUGGGAAGUUUGAGAACGUUAUCGUUGGACUGAUGACUCCCAUCACCCUGUAUGAUGUGGAAGAGCUGAAAAGAGCGCUAAAGGGGGCUGGGACAGAUGAGGGCUGCCUGAUAGAAAUCUUGGCAUCUCGUACCAAUGAGGAAAUCCGGAGGAUUAAUGACACCUACAAACGCCAGUAUGGAACUAGCCUUGAGAAAGACAUCGUUUCAGAUACUUCCUCCAGGUUCCGGAGAGUCCUGGUAUCUCUGGCAACUGGCAACAGAGAUGAGAGUCCUUAUGUUGACCAGGGGCUAGUCCAGCAGGAUGCCCAGUGCCUGUAUGAAGCAGGAGAGAAGAAGUGGGGCACAGAUGAGGACCACUUCAUAACCAUCUUAUGUUCCAGAAGCAGGAGCCACCUGUUAAGGGUAUUUGAAGAAUACAAGAACAUUGCUAACAAAGAUAUUACGGAGAGUAUUAAAUCCGAGAUGUCAGGAGACCUUGAAGAUGCCUUAUUGGCAAUAGUGAAGUGCAUGAGAAAUAAGUCUGCCUACUUUGCUGAACGGCUGUACAAAUCUAUGAAGGGGUUAGGGACCGAUGACGACACUCUCGUUCGACUGAUGGUCUCUCGCUGUGAGAUCGACAUGAUCGAUAUUAAGGCAGAGUUCAAGCGCACGUAUGGAAAAUCCCUCUACUCUUUCAUUAAGGGAGACACCUCAGGGGACUACAGGAAAAUUCUGCUCCUUCUGUGCGGCGGGGAAGACUAAGAUAAGGUUUCUUCCCCAUUUUGACACUGAAGCCGUGCAGCUGGCAGUCUCCAUAGGAGAUACCAAGUAGUCCUAACCUUUUUCAGUAACGCUUUAAAAAAUGCCAACAAUAUCAUGCUAACAUUGAUUGUGCCUGCCUCUUUCGCUCUCUCUAAAUAUAAAUUUAAAAUGGCUUUGAAAAGAAUUAGUCCCUGCUUUGGAACAGGUGGACAAUAUGCAGCAUAGAAUGAACAAUACAAUCCAAUCUUUGAAAAGGCUCCUUCAAGUCUAUCCUGCAGAAAGGUGAAGCUUUAUUCAAUAGAAACUGAGAAAUACCAAAUUUCUUACAAUGGUUGGACAUUUCCUUCCUGAUGGCAAGGUAGAGGGUGCUUGUAUUCUCAGUUCCACAUAGGUCUUUCUCACCUCCACCCCAAAAAGAUGAUUGAUUGUUAACUGAGCUUGUGAUGCUGUAUUUCAAAUUCAUGCAGAGUUUGUCCUGCUAACAUGGGGCUUAAACUCCGAGUUAGCAGAAAUCUUGCAGGAAGAAUGCUACUUCAGACACGCUAAUGCCACUUCUGAGGUUCCUGCUAAUUCCCUCCUCCAUAGCAGCUCAUAUCGAUUUUUGUUAAAAAGCACAAAUAUAGGGUAUGAGCCUUUCUUUCUUUCUUUAUGCUGAACUUAAGUGACUCAAGUGAGCAGAGUUUAAAAAGAAAAUUCCCAAUGAACUCCUUUAUACAGAUAUUAUACUCUAACUCUUCUAGUUUCUGAACAUGACCAAUUUGAUAUUCACACUGAACCAGUCCAGAUUGAAACAUGCCAAGCAAUCUAGAAAUCCCAUCUAUUGAUCUUUUUUAAGGCUAUCAGGAGCUUCAUUUGAAUAUAUGUAGCAGCAAACAGCCACCUGUUGUACCUUUCCUGUACCAUGCCAGAUUUUAGUAUUCUAGUCCCACCGAUGCAACUGAUCCUUUUUUUUCUGGAACGGGAGCAGAGAAGCCUCACCACCAUGGAGCCGUAGCUGGAAGAAGAGGUGUUUUAACUUUUUUCUAAACUGCUCUGGAAACAAUCAUGAACUGUUCCGUAUUUUCCAGAUCAAUAAAGAAAGGAAUCUUGCUGUUUCAAUAAAA